AUGGCAAAUAAUGAUACAACUAUAUCACCCGACCCAGAAGACUAUAUAGAAGAAGAAAAUACUACAGAUUUUUUUGUUCAAGAAGAAGAAGAAGAUGAUUCAAAACCAUCAUCAAAAUCAUCAAAAUCAACAAAUAAAGAUAAACAUCGUAAAAUAAACAUUAAAAUCACUGAUCCAUCUAAAUUUGAUUUAGAAUUGUUAGUUCCAUGGACAAGUAAACUAGGUAAAGCUAUGGAGAUUUAUUGUAAAAGAAGAGAAAUUGAAUUUGAAGCUCAUAGAUUUUUAUUAGAUGGUACAAGAGUUUUACCUCAUCAUACUCCUGAAGAUUUAGAAUUAGUUGAUGGUGAUGAAAUUCAAGUUUUGAAUAAUAUGUAUGGUGGUGGUGGUUGA
Messenger RNA from Lodderomyces jiufengensis, 390 nucleotides. RefSeq lists its product as uncharacterized. NCBI's taxonomy places the organism in Eukaryota, Fungi, Ascomycota, Pichiomycetes, Serinales, Debaryomycetaceae. The transcript has a single exon. The coding region runs from base 1 to 390 and encodes 129 amino acids. Gene Ontology annotation, biological process: protein sumoylation. Gene Ontology annotation, cellular component: nucleus. Gene Ontology annotation, molecular function: protein tag activity; ubiquitin-like protein ligase binding. The record is from RefSeq and is a predicted model, not a curated record.